Molecule: messenger RNA, 5377 nt
Organism: Oncorhynchus gorbuscha (pink salmon)
Lineage: Eukaryota; Metazoa; Chordata; Actinopteri; Salmoniformes; Salmonidae
Product: calpain-5-like
Exons: 13
Coding region: 175-2103 (642 amino acids)
Biological process (GO): proteolysis
Cellular component (GO): cytoplasm
Molecular function (GO): calcium-dependent cysteine-type endopeptidase activity
Source: RefSeq, a predicted model, not a curated record
UCCAUAGGGGAGAGCGAGAUUGCAAGCGGUUCGGAGGGGGGUGCGUUGCUCAGGCAGGACCGAGGAGGAAUCACAGCAGCCCCGGCUGGGACUGCCAUACCCGACCCGCUGGAUCCCCGGAGGAACAGAGAGAACACGUCGCCCAAGGGAGAGGAGCUCUGUUCAGGCUGUAGGAUGUUCUCGUCAGUGAAGGCCUUCGAGGGGCAGCAAUACUCCACCCUGAAGAGGCAAUGCCUUGCCAGUGGCCUUCUGUUUGAAGACCCACACUUCCCCGCCUUGGACGACACCCUCUUCUACCAGGGCAACAGGAUUGGACGCGUGCACUGGAAAAGACCCCAGGAGCUCUCUGAGGACCCUCACCUGUUUGUGGAUGGGAUCAGUGCGCACGACCUGCACCAGGGCCAGCUGGGAAACUGCUGGUUUGUGGCAGCGUGCUCCAGCCUGGCCUCCAGAGAGUCCUUGUGGUCUAAAGUCAUCCCAGACUGGAAAGAGCAGGAGUGGGACACGGAGACACCCGAGUCGUACGCCGGGAUCUUCCACUUCCGCUUCUGGCGCUUCGGAGAGUGGGUGGAUGUGGUGAUCGACGACCGGCUUCCCACGGUGGACAACCAGCUGGUCUACUGCCACUCGGAUGACAGCAACGAGUUCUGGAGCGCACUGGUGGAGAAGGCCUAUGCCAAAGUGUACGGCUGCUACGAGGCCCUGGAUGGCGGGAACACGGCGGAUGCCCUGGUGGACUUCACAGGGGGCGUGUCGGAGCCCAUGGACCUGCUGGAGGGCCAGAUGGCCACUGACGAGGUGGCCCGCAACCAGCUGUUUGAGAGGGUGCUGAAGGUCCACAACCGGGAUGGCCUCAUCAGCUGCUCCAUCCGGGCGACCACAGUGGAGGACAUGGAGGCACGGCUAGACUGUGGCCUGGUCAAGGGCCACGCAUACGCAGUGACGGACGUGAAGAAGGUGCGUCUGGGCCAGGGCCUGCUGGCAUUCUUCAAGUCAGAGAAGCUCAAUAUGAUCCGCAUGAGGAACCCCUGGGGAGAGAAGGAGUGGAGCGGGCCCUGGAGCGACAGCUCAGAGGAGUGGAAGAAGGUGAGCAAGAGUGAGAGAGAGAAGCUGGGCGUCACCGUGCAGGAUGACGGAGAAUUCUGGAUGACAUUUGAUGACUUCUGCCAGUACUUCACGGACCUGAUCCUGUGCCGCCUCAUCAACACCUCUUAUCUGAGCAUCCACAAAACAUGGGAGGAGGAAGUGAUGAGGGGCUCCUGGGUCCCCCGCCAAGACCCUCUGAGGAACCGCUCUGGGGGAUGCAUCAACCACAAGGCCACCUUCCUCCAGAACCCACAGUAUGUGUUUGAUGUGAAUAAGGUAGAGGAUGAGGUGUUGAUCGCCCUGCAGCAGAAGGAGAGAAGAGCCACCACCAAAGAGGGCAAAGGAGAUAACCUGGCCAUAGGCUUCGACAUUCACCGGGUGGAGCUGAACAGAAAGUACCGCAUGCACACGGCCCAGCAGAAGGUGGCGGGCUCCAUCUACAUCAACUCGCGCUGCGUCUUCCUCAGGAAGGAGCUCAAGGAGGGUCGCUACGUCAUCAUCCCCACGACUUUUGACCCAGGGCAGCAGGGCGACUUCCUGUUGCGGGUCUUCACCGACGUGCCUUCAGACUGCAAAGAGUUGAACCUAGACGAGCCCCCACAGACGUGUUGGACGGGCAUGUGUGGUUACCCCCAGCUGGUCACCCAGGUCCACGUUCUGAGUGCUGAGGGACUCCAGGGCCAGGACUCUAAUGGAGCCUCGGACCCGUACGUCAUCAUCACCUGUGAGGGAGAGAGAGUGCGCUCGCCGGUGCACAAGGACACGCGGAGCCCCAACUUCGAUGUCAAAGGCCUGUUCUACCGCAAGAAGCCCAAGGAAGGCAUCCACAUUGAGAUCUACAAUAAGAACGUAAUUGUGGAUACCUUCCUGGGUCAGGUGACCCUGUCCAGUGACCCAAACGACCGGCAGGAGCAGCACACACUCCACCUGCGCGACAAGGGCAACCGCCAAGACAACGACCUCCCGGGCACAGUCACCGUGCGCCUCAUCACCUGCAUCACACUCAUCAACAUAUGACGUCACAACCACCGCCGUCGCCGCUCUCGCCAUGAGAUGUCGAAGGAGCUUGACCUUUGUCAUCUUGACGACCUUUCGCCCCCCCUAAACCGAGCAUGUCAGUUAAACGGUUAAUCCCCCCCCCCCCACCACUGCUCCACCCAACCAAACACCCCCUUCAACAUAUACACACAGCUUUCUUUCUGACUCUCACUCUCACUGUUACACACACACACAAACACACAGGCCAUGUCUGAGUUCCAAACAGUAGGCUGAUUGGGUAUGCGAAAAUAUAAAGUUUUAUAGUAUGUGAAAUAUUGAACAUUUUGUUUGCUUUAAAUGCCAGGAUGUCAUACUCAUUUAAUCUUUCCAUCUAGUAGAAUUCACUGCACACUAUUGAGGAAGAGAAGUGUCUUUUCAGACCCACGUAGGUGUGACAACAGCCGAUAAACCGCUGAUAAUCAGCUACCAAAAUGAAAGAAUGGUGGGAAACAAAGCAAUUGUGCGUUAGAUGUCCCAUUCUCAGUAUGGAUGAGCCUGGUAUGUUUUUUUUUAAGCUUACUGCCUACAUAUACUAAACAGUACAUUCUAAAUAGUAUGAAGUAUGACGAGUACACAGUAUGUAUAUUGUUUUAGUAAGUAGUAGGCAAGACUACUCUCUCUACAUGCCUUCAACACUCUCACGCACACACACACAAACACACACACACACACACUUAACAUGCUCCUGCACCCCUUAUGCAUCUGCCAGCGUCUCUAAGGGCUAUACAUCGCCUUAAGGCUGAGUGGGUCCCUUUAGGAGCCUGUGACCAGCCAUAUGUCGGGUGGGAGGGGGAUCAUUGUAUUGGGUGGUACACUGGGUGUAGCCUUGCCUCCUCCACCCUCCAUCACAUCUUUCCCCUCUUCCCACUCCCAUCCCCUCAGAAUACGCUACCCUUCGCUUCUACAGGUUGCCAUGGACAAAAUAGAGUUUAGCACGUUAAAAAGAUUCUGCCUGCAUUGCACACGCCCCGUUUACACACAAAUGUUUGAUUUAAUAGACCUUUAUUUAACAUCACACUCUUAGCUUAGCAACCGGCGCUUUUGAUAUGCUCCAGUGGAGUGCCAUGUUCAAGUGCUUUACGGGACCAAAGACGGACCAGGCCCUCCCUCCCUCCCUCUCUGUCUUUUGCCGGCGGCAGUUGCCACCGUGCCACGUCAGUCGGUCAUCUCUAUGGCAACGCCACUGCCUGACGCUUCCUAAGUCAUGGACUCCUGUCAAUUGACCUGAAUCGCGUGAACUGAGAGACACUGUGUGUGUGUGUGUGUGUGUGUGUGUGUGUGUGUGUGUGUGUGUGUGUGUGUGUGUGUGUGUGUGUGUGUGUGUGUGUGUGUGUGUGUGUGUGUGUGUGUGUGUGUGUGUGUGUGUGUGUGUGUGUGUGUGUGUGUGUGUGUGUGUGUGUGUGUGUGCGUGCGUGCGUGCGUGCAUGCAUUCGUACGUGUUAUGCCUGCGCCUUUGUACAUCAUGCACCUCGCCUGGCUCUGACAGGCUCACGGACACGGCUGGAUGGAGGGAUGAGCGGAAGAAGAGAGAGAAGAGGCAGGAAAUCCAUCAGUCGACUCCUUCCAAAAACAGCGUGCCAUAGCCUUGUUCCUGGCUCUGACUCUGUUGUGACUCGAUACCGCUAUUCCCGACCGGAACACAGUUUGGAUUAGCAUCAUUUUAAACUAUUUGAAAUGGUAGUGUGAAAAGAGUGGGGUUUUGUCUGGCCAAGACAGAGACUAUCACAUCAUUCAGAAGCAUCACUGGUACAGUCCCCAAAACCGUUAGCAUCUCUUCUCACGUAGAUGAUGUCGCGCUUUCUCUUUUGACCUGCUUUCCACAGGCUAUUUAUCUAUAUUUCUAUUAUGCCUCUGACACUGGCAAGCGGCGGAGAAAGAAGAUACACAAGGAGAUUCAAGCCCCAAACGCUAUAUUGUCAAGUAUCUUUUCAAAAGUGCAAUAUGAUUGCAGAGACUUUUCUAGAGCAGGAUCUGACGUGGGAUCCCACGUCCGUUUAGAAUCAUUCCAGAGACAUUUGAUUUUUUUUAAUGUAAUGCGGAGAGCUUUCGCCCGACCGAUCUCUCGCUUUCUCUUUAUCGAACCAUCAAUCCCUUUUACUUGUUUAUGUGCUUGUUUUUCAAUGCCUUUUUUUUUUUGCAUUACUCGAACAACAACGGCAUUUAUUGCAUUUGAUUUAUUUAUUGCGUCAUCACAGUUUUAUAUAUUUAUAUAUUUAUUAAUGCAUUUAUUGAAUUAAUGUGUCUCGCAUAGAUCAUUUUUAGUAAUAUGUACAUGGCCUUGUAUUGUUCUUCCAUUGUUACUAUUUUAUAUUUUCUUUCCAUCUUCAGUGUGGGAAACAAAGGGUCGUGUUGAAGAAUUAGCAUGUUUACACUAUUGCACCUCAUAUCAAUGUCAUAUCAAGAUGUUUAAAAGGGUCACUUUUUAAGGCACUGAUCGGUGACAUCCACCAUUCAUAACAAUAUGUUUUUACUAUUUACUGUCAUUCGUUGCUUCAAAUGACGAAAAUGCCAUUCAAGUGCUGUGUGACAUAUGUAUUUCCUUCUAUGUUGUUCAGUUGCAGACUAAGACAGAGAAACUAAACUGGUUGCUAAAGAAAACUCUGAAAGGGAUAGUUCAUGCUAAAUCUAUUUUUGUGUCGAAUUACUCUUACCUUGAGUUGUGUCUGAAGGCCCAUAGUGACAGAAUCUGCCAGUAGUUAGCAUAAUUAGAAUCGUCCAAAUUCAUUCAUGUAAACAGCGGUGCCGAUAUUGGCAGAGCUGCUUUGCAAGCCGAAACUUCAUACUGUCUUGUUAUAAGGCAAUAUGUUAUACAAGUAACAUAUCGUAACAAAAACUGAAACAAAAAAAUAGAAACAAAAAUUGGACAAACAAUUUAGUAAACUGAAAUAAAAUAAUUCAGAAAAACAUUUUUAAAACUGGUUGACCAAAAGUAUGUGGAUACCCGCUCGUUGAACCUCUCAUUCCAAAUCAUGGGCGUUAAUAUGGAGUUGGUGCCCCUUUGCUGCUAUAACAGCCUCCACUCUUCUGGGAAGACUUUCCACUAGAUGUUGGAACUUUGCUGGGGGGACUUGCUUCCAUUCAGCCACAAGAGCAUUAGUGAGGUUGGGCACUAAUGUCGGGCGAUCAGGCCUGGCCCGCAGUCAGCGUUCCAAUUCAAUGUGGUUGCGGUCAGGGCUCUGUGCAGGCCACUCAAGUUUUUCCACACCAAUCUCGACAAACCCUUUCUGUAUGGACCUCGCUUUGUGCACGCGGG